Messenger RNA from Nannizzia gypsea CBS 118893, 234 nucleotides. RefSeq lists its product as hypothetical. The coding region runs from base 1 to 234 and encodes 77 amino acids. Lineage: Eukaryota; Fungi; Ascomycota; Eurotiomycetes; Onygenales; Arthrodermataceae. The transcript has 2 exons. The record is from RefSeq and is a predicted model, not a curated record.
AUGGCAGCAAGCACUCACACUGACGCAGAGCCUGAAGUCACUAUGGGGACAAUGAAGGCCUAUGAACAGGCGGCCGUCCAUGGAACUUCUAUCUCUGAUAAUAUUGGGCCCGCUGCCGGGCAACCAGUAUUCACCCUUUACGAAGCGCAAUUCAACAUUAGGGGAACUGCAGAUGCCAAUUGGUAUCUCAGUUUUGAGGCUGCUAACCCCAAAGUACUCGGAUGGAAUCUAUAA